This is a messenger RNA of Oryza brachyantha (malo sina), 939 nucleotides long. RefSeq names its product OVARIAN TUMOR DOMAIN-containing deubiquitinating enzyme 2. The coding region runs from base 109 to 735 and encodes 208 amino acids. Gene Ontology annotation, biological process: protein deubiquitination; endoplasmic reticulum unfolded protein response. The transcript has 9 exons. NCBI's taxonomy places the organism in Eukaryota, Viridiplantae, Streptophyta, Magnoliopsida, Poales, Poaceae. Gene Ontology annotation, cellular component: nucleus; cytosol. Gene Ontology annotation, molecular function: cysteine-type deubiquitinase activity. The record is from RefSeq and is a predicted model, not a curated record.
AUCUCUUCGUCCACCUCCUCCUCCGAUUUCAGAGCAUCGUUCUCAGCCCCCGCGCGGACACCACCCCGGAUUCCUCGCACACGACCCUCCUCCUCCUCCUGAGCUGGGAUGGAAGGUGUUGUUGUGAGGAGGGUGAUCCCUUCGGACAACAGCUGCCUCUUCAAUGCUGUUGGAUAUGUCAUGGAGCAUAAUCGGAAUAAGGCUUCUGAGCUCAGACAGGUUAUAGCAGCAGCAGUUGCUAGUGAUCCUGCAAAGUACAGUGAAGCUUUUCUUGGAAAACCAAACGAAGCAUACUGUGCUUGGAUUCUGGAUCCUGAAAAGUGGGGAGGUGCCAUUGAACUUUCUAUCCUAUCAGAAUAUUAUGGGCGUGAAAUUGCUGCAUAUGACAUCCAGACAAGCCGCUGUGAUCUGUAUGGUCAGGAGAAGAAUUAUAGUGAGCGAGCUAUGCUCAUUUAUGAUGGACUGCAUUAUGAUGCUUUAGCUAUGUCACCAUUUGAAUGUGCGCCGGAGGAAUUUGAUCAGACUAUCUUCCCUGUCGACUACAAACGGUCGAUUGGCCAAGUAGAGGGCCUCGCUCUUAACUUAGUGAAGGAUGCACAGAGGAAGAGGAGCUACACAGACACCGCAAACUUCACCCUGCGCUGCGGCGUCUGCCAAAUUGGUGUGAUUGGUCAGAAGGAAGCCGUCGAACAUGCUCAGGCCACUGGACAUGUCAACUUCCAAGAAUACAAAUGACUGUACAAGAUAAAGCUUGUGUUGUAACUUGUAAACCCAUGUUCAUUUGUUCCAAUUGAUGAUUCUUAUUGGGUUGGAUAUGGUAUAGAACUGUAUUACAACAUUUGUUACAGGGGAAUUCAAUAAUACCAGUUUGGAUAAUCCAGUAUGGUAUCGACAUUGACUUGUCAACUAUGAUUGCUUGUAGUCAAUACCUUGCUUAUC